Toxoplasma gondii ME49 is the source of this 8619-nucleotide messenger RNA. RefSeq names its product Tubulin-tyrosine ligase family protein. NCBI's taxonomy places the organism in Eukaryota, Apicomplexa, Conoidasida, Eucoccidiorida, Sarcocystidae. Gene Ontology annotation, biological process: protein polyglycylation. The coding region runs from base 1 to 8619 and encodes 2872 amino acids. Gene Ontology annotation, molecular function: protein-glycine ligase activity, initiating. The transcript has 2 exons. The record is from RefSeq and is a predicted model, not a curated record.
AUGUAUUCAUCCAUAGCCGCACUGGCAACCCGCCAGGCGUCUGGCAGUCCCGGGGCGCUGUCCAAAGUACGGCUACAAUUGAAUACGAUGGCACGCCGACAGCUUGUUUCAGCGGCGACACUGGCGGCGGGUCAGGACGCCUCCACGGGGAGACAGAAGCGCAUAUAUCAUGGCCUACUGAAAACCGGAGGUCGCCGUGAAGGCUCCAACGAACACAGCAGUCCGCAUGUGAGGGUGAGCGAUUCAGACUGCUCGCCAACAUGUCCAACAAACUACAAACACAUCUACCGGGCGGGAGACUCGGAACAGAUUUCUUGUGGUCCACACGACAGCCCCUCGGACGGCGCUGUCAAUCCUGCCACUCUCUUCGGCUCCUGGGGACGGUCUGGAGACCAUUGUCUUGACAAUGGUGCAUCGGACGUUCAAGCCAGUGAAGCAAACAAUGACCCUUCAAGACGCCAAUCUGAGAAUGCUCCACUUGUGUCCGACUCUGUUUGUCCCGCUGGCACUUCACAUCGGUCUCAUUUGCCAUCACAGAGAAAAACGACGUCUCGAAAUUUCCAGCCAUCAUUAAGAGACUCAUCGUCGCCUCAAGAGACAAGGGCACAUGAAACAGAGAAAGAUGUGCCUCGUCUCAAGUCAAAGGCGAGACAAUCUUCUGCAAGUCAUAUUCGGUUGAAAACGAAGCCAGCGGAUCAUCGAGAAACGCCGUUCUCCCAGAGCUGCACCGCAAAUCAAGAAAUGCGGCGAGCUCAUACGAGUAAAGGUGACAGGGAGACUAGAAACAAGAGUUCGCGCAGGCCGGAGAGAGACGCUGAAAGAAUCUUGCUGUCAGGCACAGAGGGCCGCAUCGCCAGCAACUGUUCAGAAUCACAGUCGCCCACUGCUCCAGAACCCCCCUUUAUUGCUCAGAAAGUGGUGCAACGUCUGAACACGGAGGAUACAUCACGUGAGCCUAAAUCUGGACUGGCAAAAGCUGCGGAGCCAGCUGUCAAAACGAAUCGUGUAGAAGUGAAGGUCUUUCACUUGAACUGCUCGAGUGACUCCGCCAUGCACAAACAGUUUGAGAAGCCUCCCGUUGCCGACGGUCUGUCGGAAUCGAGAAGGAAAGAGUCGACGCGUCAUAAAACGACUUCCAUCGCCCACGUAAGGCACCGGCGGCGUUUGACCGGGUUGCGACUCAAGACUUCGCUUUCCGCAGAUCAUCUUGAAGUGAUUAGAGAUGGCACUGACGUGGUUGACGUCGGGAACCGAAGAGGACCGAAACACCGUCAGUGUACUCUUACAAGCCAGGUGCCGAACAGAAAAGAGGAGCAGAACAAUUUCUCGUCCUGCAGCACACUGGCUUCUGAGAGAGGAGCGGAGGAAGCCCCCAAGUACAAACACGGUAUUCCUGGCGCCGCCCUAGUGAGAGGCGGAGGGACGCAUUCACGCCCAUCUCCCGCUUACGUUAAUAAACACAGUAUCCCCGAUACAGAAUCAAGGCGCCGAUGGUGGCCCACACUGGUGGGUAGUGAGAACCUAGUUGAGGAAGAGAGCAGGCAGCGCGUCAAGGCGGUUGAACCCGAGGAUGCUCAGUCUGCGGUUGGGGGGGGUGAUACUGGACAGCGUUUUCAGCAAUUUAGCGUGAGUCGGUCGUGUGGCAAUAAGGAUAAAUCGACAGAAGAGUCCGACGAGUUCUCAAACACGGUCCUCUUUGAAGAGAUUGAGCAGCUACAGCAAUUGCUUGGCCAGCACACGGGCGGUGUCACACCAUCCGUGAAAAGUCCUGAACGCCAGAUCCACUGUCAAAACACUGGCGUGCAUCAGCUUCCCCAAUCUGGCAACCAAACGCAUCGGGUGAAGCCCUUGACGAAGAAGAGGGGUGGAACGGCAGGGCCUGUAUCAGGAGGCAGAGGCUCUGCAUGCAACCGUAGUCCGCAAAGCGGCUUGGAAGCGAUCGAGUUACGACAGGAGGCAGAGCCCGCAGGAGGGAGACACGAUACUACUAGAAGUAGCUCAGUAAGGAUGGUGUCAAAUGCUGCCUCGUCGAGUCACGCCGCCCAAGAAGCGAUACCUAACAUCGACAACCAUGUCCCAGACACGACCGUGAGCAGGUCUGUGUCGUCCUAUGUGUGUCAUGAUAAAGCCGCGCUCGACGGAGCACCAGCUCCUGGACAAGUAAAGAGUUCCUGGCACAGUACGGAGUUCCCGGGUUUCCAGGGAGCGAACGCAGAUCGGCUUUGUGGCGAAAGGCCAAAAAGUGCCUUAAUACAGUUUGUUAGGAACGUGUGGUGUCGUCAGAAUAGCGAGUGCAACAGCCCGCCAGGAAGCUCCGUCGCCGGCAGGCUGUCUACUGUGGUACUGAAACACGACGCACACCUGACUGAAACCGCCAGUGAAUUACGCGGGAUCACAGUCAGUCAAGACGAUAAAUGUACUGCAGAGAAUCCAUCAAAGACGAUACAGCGACCAGACACUGAUGUACGCAGCGUACCCGCGACAGAUGUCCCAAGCUGCAAACACGUACUCCUGACUACUGUUCGACAAUCAUGGCAAACAGAACUGGAAAAGACAGACCUCGAGCGACCCGACACGACCUGCGUUUCAUCUAGUGCCCAGACGUCAGAUUCAUUUCUGCAAAAUGAGUCGCACGGGGCUCCGCUCGUCGUUCAGUUUUCGGGAGCGACCCGUAUAGGGUCGCCAGACUGUCAGAUUCAGGUCGCGCAGAGAAGCACUGUGUCUCUCUCAGCUCCUACGUUUUCUUUCGAGAAGCGAAAUAAAGGCGAAAGGCUCACGCAUUGUUUCCGUGGACCUUCUGUUCUUGAAAACGAGAUGCCAACAACUUUCCGAUGCGACUACACAGAGUUAACGAAGGGAAGCCCUUACACCAGUGGUAUAUCACCUGCGGACUGGACAGAAGGGACCCAGGAGAGCAGGAGCGGCAACCAAGCUCCUGAUGCCGCAGCCACUCUCUCCAUGGAAUCAGAGCGCAGAACAAUUCCUUUAAAGUGUCGCCUAUCUCACCAGGUUAAGCAUAACGAAACCGCUGCCUCUAGCUUGCUAAACGGCGCUGUGCCCCUUUUUGAGACGGCAGACAAAGCCAAGGAGACUCCGGGCUGUCGCCACUCGCGAGCUUCGUGGACCCGUUUCGCCUGUGUCAGGCGAGUUGGCCGGCUCAAGCUGAGACGGCGGCAUCGGAGCCGAGUCGUCAAGAAGUGGAAGGAAAACGACUGGGAGGAACCUGGUGAAUCCCGAGAUGAUGUGAUACUCGCCAGGGACCGUAGUCCCAGGACGAAUGCGCCGGCAGGGUCACGUUAUGACAGGCUUGACCCAAGCAUCGUGGCAUUACCACUCCCAGUCAUGCCCCGGAUGGAUGUUGUCGAAGGUGCUCCCACGAUUGCAAAGCGCGGACUAGAAACCUUCGCUAGCGCAAUUGUAACGGAGAGGUCACUCGCCGGAGCCUCUGCCCGAAGUGCCGGCAGUGUGUUCGACUCUCGCUUACUUGGUAAAACAGUGAACGCGCCGGCGCUAGCAUGUAGAGAUCCUAAUGGAGACCGCAUUGCGGUCGAUGACUUCAAAGAAUCUCCCGGUGUUGACAGACCUACGCUAGCGUCGUCACCGGCCGGAGAGUAUCUGUCGCCGUGCGACAGGCAUUCUACAGCAUCGCCGGCUUCUGAACACGCAGUCAGUCGUUCCUUACAGGCUUCAACAGUAACCCACUUAUCGGAACCUGAGCAGCCACUGGAAACAACUGGAUUCCCUACAAAGUUGUCGCCGUUAUUUGCUGCCGUUGUCCGAGAUGGAGGCAACCUAGAGUUGAGAAGGCAGACCGCAGACGGAAACAGCAGUUGGUCUAGUCUACGACUGCGGGAGACGUCUUCAGCAGGUCGAGGUCGCCAGAAGAAUUUGCGACACUCGAACGGUGUUUUUCGCCUGCGCAUACGCCACCGGAGGUCGACUCCACGGGGGCCGCAGAAAUGUGCGACGCCGCAUUGUCUCCUUAAAAGGUCGGCAAGAGCUAGGCGGAACAAAGGAGCACACAGGGGCGUUACACCAGCUGGAGAAAGGACAGAGCAAGACCUGACGCGGACCGCAAGAAGACCGCUGUCAGCGUCAGCUCGGCGGGAGAAGCCGGCAUUUGUGCUUCCUGGAUCGCGGACAGCAGAUCGGGCAGCGACACGCGCAGCGCGGCGGAAGCCUUCCUCUUCCUCGCUCCAGAGACACUCUGUUGACGAUGCCGUUUGGGGGAAUUGCCACUUGAAUUCUCCAACAAACGAAUGCCUGGAAACGGGUUGUCCAGGCCUUCGUUCGAAUGCAGUCAGCUCGCCUCUUGGUGAGGACAAAAUCAGCCUGCCACGGUCUCAGCAAGCUCGAGGACAGACGUCAAACGGCUUGAGAGGCCUUCCGCGGCACAUGGCUGAAAGAGCUGGUCAGCGGCUUGCAAAGGAGAAGGAGGGAAAGCCUGGGACGAAGGAAGCAGAGGACAAGAAAGUGGGGCAGAGAGAGGGACACAGGCGUACCAAAGCUCAGGGUCCAAGUUCCGAGUGUAGCAGCUUCUGCAGAGGAGACAGCAAAACAUUCCCCGGCAGCCCACCGGCCUUUGAGAAUCCCGUCAAAGACGUCGGAAGAGACUGCACCGUCAGAGGACAAAUUCGUGAAGGGCACGAAGGAACAGUUGCCGGGCAAAGACACUUGCGCUGCGAAACGAAUCUUCCACCACUUGGGUCCGCAGAGCAGACCAGGGGAAGCAAGUUGAACUGGGAUGGCGAAGAAGUACAACGCGUACAGGAAGCGGGUGCUGUGAGCCUGGAAUCGCCCGACGUGUCAUCUCCGUUUUGCCCCUUUGACGAACUGUUUGGAUUGCCAGACCUCAUCCCUGAUGAGUGGUACGGUGACGUCUCGAAACCGUUCACCGUGGAUGCCCAAGACAAAACGCGUGUUCGCACGCAGCGUCGGAAUUCUUCCAGAGGCAAGAUGGCCUGUUUGGCACCAUGUUCAGACUUCGAAGAACGCUCACAUGGCGUAGCGGAAACAGGUGGGCUUUCCCCCGUGCAGCAGCUAAAGGCGAUGCAGGUCCACCGGGAACAAGUUGAACAGAAACACCUGGAGGCAGUUCACGCUCUGCACUCUCCUCGUGGAUUGCGCAGGGAUCCUGUGGCCUUGCGCGCUUCCCCGUCUGCGUUUCCCCCGCUAAUGCUCGACGUCGAGUUAGAUUCGCCAGACUUCACAGCAUGCCAUUUUCCUGAAGAUUUGCUUGAACUAAUCGGUUCCGUUGAGGAAUGCUCCCCCAGCGCCUUAAGAGAAUCCCCGUCUUGCCCUUUCCGAUGUAGGAGCUGUCGAGACUCCUCGAGCUCAGUGUCAUCACCGGGCCAUCUUGCGACAAGCGAAGAGUCGUCUUCCGGUUCUUCUUUCUCCACUUCGUCUUCGUCCAUUUCUGUUUCCUCUCAGGAGGAAACAGCAAGUUCUCCCUCGGAUCGCACGCCGCCGUCACGUGGUGUCCCGAGCACAACGUCUCCCUCGUCCGGUGUUGACUCCGAGAAGAGGCGUGUUUCGUGGCGCAAGUCCGGAAACGAGACUGCCUCUGAUUCUGCCAGCGAGCCGGAGUCGGCUCAAGAUGAAAAAAGUGAUGAUGAAAACAGAAUUACCAAGCCAAAACAACCGCGGUCCCAAACGAAAAGGACGUUGGACGAGGAAUUGAUUUCGUCGGCAUCAUCGUCUGCGACCGACAACGCCGAUGUGUCUCAGGGUAGCGAUUCACUUAGCGACAGUCACCUGGAGAGUAGCUCCGGCUCUUCUGAUGACAAGGAUGUCGAUCCUGAACAGCCCAGGGCAGCACCCGACAGCUCUUUAGGGAAGUUAGGCAGAAGUCAUGGGAGUUUUGUUGACCCUCUGACCGACAACAGUUUUAACGCGACGGCAGAAAUGCACACACAGGGUGGUCAGUGUGGCGUUUGCCCGCGUAGUCUUCGGAGAAAAGCCAACAGACAGCAGGUCAAAAUUGACCGGGGAAAAUCGGGCGCUCAUCGGCACCCGGCAGGCCGGCGUCGAAGAAGUCGGAGCCAGCCUCCUUGGUCAAGCCUGCCGAAACGCUCGAGUCGUGCGCAACACGGUCGCCGGGAAGCUUGCUUGAAACGGAGACUUCUGGCGCUGGAGAAUGUGUGUAUGAGCCACGAAGAGUACAUGAGCCACUUCGCCCGAAAGAUGAGACUGCCAGGGGUGGAGAACAAAGUUGCCUGUAUCGAGCUGACGAAAGCAAAACGAGCGCUCAUGCCACAACUGUGCUUUGUCGAACAGGGCCCUGAGUUCCCGUCGAAGGAAAACUCCGGUGAGGACUCAGGGAGCGAGAAAGGCAAAAACGCCCGGCUCGCAGAACCUCCGUGGAAAGGCGACGAGGAAGGGAAAGGCAUCCGGUCCCGUCACCGUGCCGUGCUAACUAUCGAGAGUGCCGUGUUCAGCUGCUUGCAGAAAAAGGGAUGGAUAAUGAACAAGUUGCUCGACACUCACUUUUUCGACCUCAAAUGGAAGAUAUCGGACGUCGACGAAGACUACCGGUGUCUGCGACGGGAGCAGCUCUUCAACCACUUCCAGAACAACCGGGUCAUGACGACGAAAGCGGGGCUGUCUCGCAGCUUUCGUCUGCUCGCUGUCGAGGAGCAAGUGAGGACUGACGCGUUCUUCCCCCGGUGUUACGAUCUAAGCACUCUGGACGACUGCAUGGACUUCCUAGUCGAUUACAGCCGCUGCGAGGCCGUGACAGUUCUCUUGAAUUACCUACGAUGUUGCCAGGCGCCCCCGGCGGAAUUCGAAGCCAUCAUGCGUCAGCCAGCUCCGGACCUUUCUGUGAGACAGUCCAGCGUCCUGCUUCUCUGGAUGGCGUACCACCUUGUUGCGAGCUGGCUACAUGAGCUAGACCCUGACUACUUCCUCGACAGGCAUGACCCACUUGGGGACAGACGGGGGCUGGAUCCGCAGCGACUCGAAGUCUUCGCGACGCAUGCAUGGAAUGCCAGGGAGCAGCCAGUGGCGUUUCGACGUGCGUGGCAUUCGCUGGCGAAAUGCUCUGAUGGCUGCAAAGAAACAGGUGACCACAGCCUAGGGGAAAGCCGUGUCCGUCAGUUUCUCCCAGGGAACUGUCAGAUUAUUCCAGGGAAUGAUGCUUUCGACAAUCCCUCAUCGGACUGUUCAAUAGGACCCUCCGAGGCGCAGAUCCUCAGCAUUCUUCUCGAACUGCAGAACUGCUGGCCGCUCUGGCGCGCCGAGAGAGGCGACGUGGAUUUGAGGAAUCUACAUGCAUCGGACAAAGUCGCAAAAGCAGCAGGAAGCGCACCGCGCGACGCCAUGCAAGAACCACGGUGGAACCAUCACAACAUUUGGAUCAUGAAGCCUUCAAGUAGCUCAAGAGCUUCUGGAGUCUAUUGUCUCAACAACCCAUGGGACAUUUUGAAGUCUGGAAGAGGCUUGAGUGACCGACUGGUGCAGAAGUAUAUCGAGCGUCCACUGCUCAUUUUCUCAGGGCGGAAGUUUGACAUGCGCCAGUGGGUCCUCAUUCGCAGCUUCGCUCCGCUAAAGGUUUACGCGUUCACAGAUCUUUACUUGCGUCUCUGCUCAGAGCCGUACGACCUUCGCGAUCUGCACAACCGGUUCCGCCAUAUCAGCAACUGGAACCUAAACCGCCUGAACAGCGAGCUGCACGAACUACGUAGCCUGGGACAGCAAGGAGAUCCACCGGAUGAAGGCGUCACAUCUCGGGUCUUCUCCGACUGCAGUAAACCGCUCUCUGCACUACGAGAGGCGCUAGACCGAGACACGGGAACGGAGAACUUUUGGGACCUCAAGAUCAAGCCUCAAAUUCGCAAACUAAUUCUGCAGACAGCAAGAGCGGCCCGUCCGUCUAUUGUUCCACGUUCCAACUGCUUCGAACUGUAUGGAUUCGAUAUCCUCUUGGAUGCUGAGUAUCGACCGUGGCUCAUCGAAGUGAACCUCAGUCCAGCCUGCACCGCUCGCGCCCACUGGCAUAAGCAAAUGGUCACUUCCAUGACCCGACAGUUGUUGCAAAUUCUCAUUGACGAGCCCCGCGGCUCACCACUGAAUGCCCAAUCAUGUGUUUCGACCAGGAAAAAACCCCACUGGGAGCUCCUAUUUGAUGAAUCUGUUCCGCCAAAUAACGCUGUGCGCACAUUCCCCCCCAUCGAGCCAGUCUCCUCGGGCGGUUCUGCACAAGCAGAGACACUUUCUCAGGCUGGUAAUCCAUUUCUCCAGUUCUAUAGUCAACACUCCACUGCUGCCUGGACACCGGGUGGACAAGGGAGCUCCCGACAGAAAACCUCACGAGAAAUCCGGUCUGGGUCUUCCUAUUUCAUCGACCGACUAGCAGGACACCGCGGAAUUACCAAGGAGAGACGAGGCCUGGGGGUGGCUCUUGGAGGCAAGGCAGAUCUCUGGAACAAAUUCAUGGUCACUGGAGAGAGGAUCGAGAGACAAGAACUUCUGGAGCUGGACACGCGUGUACGCAUCAACGAGGCCGUCCGUCGUCUGGUCGGCUGGUGGAGGCAGACAGCGUGGCGGCGGCGCGCGGCACAACGGCGGAAAGUGAAAGUUCUUGAAGAUAUUGAGCUAGAUGUAUUCUUUGGGAACUGA